This is a messenger RNA of Cetraspora pellucida, 163 nucleotides long. Lineage: Eukaryota; Fungi; Glomeromycota; Glomeromycetes; Diversisporales; Gigasporaceae. The record is from the annotation of a GenBank genome assembly.
CCCUAAAAUAACUACAAAUAACAAAGAGGUUAAAACAAUUACUGCUAGUAAAAGUACUAAAAAAACUGCUAUUACUGAAAGCUCCAAAAUAGUCAUUGUUAAUGAAAAUUCUAAAACAACAACUACUAAUAAAAAAUGUAAAAGAUGCAAGUCAGAAUCAUAA